AUGGGCUCAUGGAUGGUUGGCUCAGCCCUUUCCCAGUUCUUACUGCUGCUUGUGGCAGCCUUGGUUGCUAAAAAUGAAGCUUCUGAACAGAAGGCAUGGAUGAACUGUUUCAAUGACGUUGAUUAUGAGGGACUUUUAAGAAUUGCUAAAAAUGGGCUGGACAAAACUUCAAAGCCAAAGACCAUUGUGAUUGUUGGAGCAGGAAUAAGUGGGCUCACCGCUGCCAAAUUACUGAAAGAUGCUGGGCAUCAGGUUCAGAUUCUGGAAGCCAGUGAUUGUGUGGGUGGCCGGAUAAAGACCUAUCGUGAAGAAGGCUGGUAUGUGGAAGUGGGGGCCAUGCGUCUGCCCAAAAUACACAAAAUUGUCCAUGAGUAUCUGAAGAAAUUCAAUCUCACUGUAAAUCCUUUUGUUCAGACGGAUGAGAAUGCCUGGUAUUUGAUCAGGAACAUAAGGAAAAGGGUGAAAGACGUGAUGGCUAAUCCGGAUGUUUUUGGAUACCCAGUGAAGCCCAAUGAGAAGGGCAUAUCUGCUUAUGAUCUCUUUGACAGAGCGCUGAGCAAGCUAACAAAAAACUGCAAGCUUUUAAAGGAGAAACAUGACCCAGUUUCCACCAAGGAAUUCUUAAUGAAUGAAGGAAACCUGAGCAGAGGAGCUGUGGAUAUGAUUGGGGACCUCUUGGAUCUGGAUGCUGGUUUCCACACAUCAUUUUUGAAUGACCUCUUAGUAGCUCCUAUCUUUUCACAGGACAGUAGUUUAGAUGAAAUCACUGGUGGGUUUGACCAGCUGCCCAAGAGCUUCUGCAGUGAAAUGCCUGGGAUAAUACGCUUUAACUCUACAGUAGAAAAGGUUAUCCGAUCAGGCAAGAAAGUAAGGGUGUGGUUCCGCCAGGCAGGCAAACCUGUCUUAUCAUCCCUGACUGCUGACUACGUCAUCAUUACAGCUACUACAAAAGCCACACGGCUCAUCAAAUUUCUUCCUCCUCUUUCCCCAACGAAAGCUCAUGCUCUGCGUUCCUUUCAUUAUACAGGUGCCACUAAAAUUGUCUUGGCUUGCACUGAGAAAUUUUGGGAGAAAGAUGGGAUUCGAGGUGGGCGGUCAAUUACAGAUCUCCCCUCCCGGACUAUUUACUACCCAAAUCACAACUUCUCCAGUGGGCUAGGGGUAAUCUUGGCUUCUUAUACCUUGCAUGAUGAUGCUGAGUUUUUUGUUCCUCUGAGUGAUGAAAAGUGCAUUGAUGUGGUCAUGGAUGACCUAGCAGAAGUUCACAAAGUUUCUAAAGAUUAUCUCAAAUCUGUUUGCACUAAGCAUGUGAUACAGAAAUGGGCUCUAGACAAGUUUUCAAUGGCAGCAUUUGCUUUUCCUACCCCAUACCAGUUUAGUCACCUUUUCAGGACUUUGUCUAAGAAUGAAGGAAGGAUUUACUUUGCAGGAGAACACACAGCCCAUCCCCAUGGUUGGAUCGAAACAGCGAUGAAAUCUGCUAUUAGGGCAGCCAGCAGUAUUCACCGUGGUAUCCAUAAUAUAUUGCCAGAUUUAUAA
Eublepharis macularius is the source of this 1539-nucleotide messenger RNA. Its product is annotated as L-amino-acid oxidase-like. Lineage: Eukaryota; Metazoa; Chordata; Lepidosauria; Squamata; Eublepharidae. Gene Ontology annotation, biological process: amino acid catabolic process. The transcript is spliced from 7 exons. The coding region runs from base 1 to 1539 and encodes 512 amino acids. Gene Ontology annotation, molecular function: L-amino-acid oxidase activity; polyamine oxidase activity. The record is from RefSeq and is a predicted model, not a curated record.